UAACGUUCAUAUUAUACAAUUGAUAAUUAAGGUUCGUCGCAUAAUGAAAGUCUAUGUGUACGUGACUUUUCAAAGCCAUUUCUGUGGUCACAAGUAUGGUAAACACAUGUUGCAUUGUCCUAUGGAAAAGGACACUUGAGAUAUUUUUUAUAUUCUUUCGAGGGUUUCUCGGUUUUAUGACUCUAAAGAAACUAGAGAUUACAUUUUCUUUCGCUAUUCUACUUGAUUUAUGGCAAUUCUAAGAAAUGUUGAUUUUCAAAUACAUAUUCAGAAUUUGGAAACUAUUAAACCGUGAAGUAUUAUAUUUUACAAUAGCCAAACUUUCUUGUUUAGUCUCGUCAAUAUUUGUCUAAAGUCGUGAGAAAAUACUAAAAAUAAUUAAGUUUAUUAACGAAAUAUUAUAAUUUCGCGCUUCGAUAACUCGUGAAUCGAUAUAUCGAAAGUUAACGAGCGAGAUGGUAGUCGCUCGUAACAUAUGAGAUAGAAAGACGCCAUAUCAACAUUUUUCAUCAACGAAAAAGAAAAUAGUUUAAAAUCGAAUGUUUAUAGUUUAUAAAUAAACAAAUUAAAGUGUUAAUAAUUUCCCCUUCCGUUUCGAAAUUUCCUGCUAGUUGAAAAUUUCCCUCGUGUUUUUUUAUCUGUCGAAAAUUUGUCCAGCAGUCGUCGAAAAACGUGUGGUGUGAACUGUGAAAACGCUUUGUUAUGACGUCACGUCAUUUAAACACAAUUUUUAGGUCGUCACAAAUAAUUGUUUUAUCUCUUGAAAUAAUGACAAAUUAAAAUCUAUUCGGUUAUUAUCAGUGUUUAGCAAACAAAUUUGUCUUUCGUCUAGUUUCUAAAAAGUUCCGCGGGUGUUUAAAAAAAAGACUUUCGCGCUAGGUGGAAAGUAAAUUAUGUUUUGAUAAUUAUUUUUCGGAAGAUAAUAAUAAAUAAUUGCAAAUAAAAAUGCAAAGCUGCUCAAUCGAAGGUUGUCAGAGUUAUAAAAGUAUCCAGUGGAAGCCAGUGGCAUAUUUCAAAUUUCCAUUUAACAAUAACAAAUUAAUGAUUGCAUGGCUCUCGCAAAUUGAUCAAAAGAAUUUCACGCCGACAAUUCAGGAUCAAAUAUGUAGUACGCAUUUUUUAAUUGAGGACAUUGAGCCAACGUCAAUUGGUCGUUAUCCAGUUUUAAAACCCGAUGCAGUACCAAGUGUAUUUCCUGAAAAAGAGACGACAAAUUCUUCCGAAAAUGUCCCAAAUCCAAUUCAAUCGCCAAAAUUCGAGACAAUUUUAAUUCCCGACUAUUCGAAUAAGCAAAUUCCAAUUUUACCGAAACCAACGACAAUUGGAAAAACGCCAAUUUCUUCAUCGCCAAUUCAAUUGCAAACGCCGACGAAUCAACAACUUCAAUUUCCAACUUCGCCAAUUCAAAUUGUAAAUCCUCUGCUUUCGCCGAUUUCGCCGCAAAAAAUUUUGAAAAGAACGUCGACGCCGAAUUUAGCGAAAAAAAGUUCGAAGGCAAAUGGAAAAUUUAGCACAACAACAACAAUGUCGCCUGUGAAACAUGUCUCGCAAUUACAGGAGAGUUUGGAGAAUAGAAAAAAUAUUGCGUCAAAAGGAACGACGAAGCAAAAUGAAAUGAAAUUGAAUUCACAGGAAACGACGAGACGACCGAUUUUGAAAAUUUCGAUAAAUAAAUUAAAUGAUGAAUCGUCGGGGAAGGAAGUGAAAGGAGGAGGAGGCGUGAAGCAUAAAACGGAAGAAUAUAUUGUUAAAAGUUUAAAGAAAUCUGUUAUUUUUCGACUCGAUCCUUCGGGGAAAAUUGUCGUUGAAACAUUGAAAAAUAAACCAGCGCCGAAAUCGAGGACAAAAUCAAUUCUGAAGACGAGUCCAAAACCAAUUGUUGUUAAGGAACGGGAAAACUCAAUUAGGAAAAGCCUCGAUCCAAAAGUAUCGAAUCUAAAGAAUCUGUACAACAAAGCCCAAGAGGAUUGCGAGAAAUUGAGUAAAAAAUUAUCGAAUCUAAAGAAGCGUCAUCAGGAGGAGCAGGAGCACAUUCUCAAACUACAGGGUUUAAUAUCGCUACCAAAAAAAUUGGAGGACUCAUUCAAUACAACUUUAUUACCAAAUCAAAUUGAAAUAAAGAAACGAAAAAUAAUUGUCACAAAAAAUGAAGACGAGGACGAAUAUGAAAAAUUAUUGCGCGAAGUGAGAAAAAUAAAGAAUGAUCAUGAGAAAAAAUCAAUGGUAACGAAAGUGACGAAUAAGGAAAUUGUUAAUAUCAAGAGGGAACAAUUGUCACUUGAUUAUAAUGAUGAUGAGCCAAUUGUCACGCAAGACGAAACAAUAAACACAACAAUGAGCAAUCGUGAUCAUAAAAAGAAAUUACAGAAAAAAGUCACAUUUAUGAAGCAAGCGCUACAGGAGCAGAAAUUUGUUGCUACGCCGGAAGUGAUAAGGAGUAAUAGUUUUACGCAAGGAAAGGAUUUUCUUCGAGUGAAUAAAAGGGAAAAGGAAGAAGAGGAAGAAGAAGAAGUUGUUAGUGAAAUUGCCAAAAAUGACGAGAUUGUCGGUGUUAUUGAAGAAGAGGUCGAUUUCGAUUCCGACGAUGAGAUGAAUUUCGAGGUGGAAUAUUUGGAUCCCGAAUUUGUAGAUUGUUAAUUUUUUUUCCUGUUAAGAACCUUUUUUACUAACAAAAAAACAAAAAAACAGUUUUCUUUUUAAAAAAUACUUUUUUAAAUCGACUUUUUAGAAAAAACUUUGAAAAAAGCGUUUU
Leptopilina heterotoma is the source of this 2752-nucleotide messenger RNA. RefSeq lists its product as uncharacterized. The coding region runs from base 946 to 2637 and encodes 563 amino acids. Gene Ontology annotation, molecular function: sequence-specific DNA binding. The transcript has 3 exons. Lineage: Eukaryota; Metazoa; Arthropoda; Insecta; Hymenoptera; Figitidae. The record is from RefSeq and is a predicted model, not a curated record.